Molecule: messenger RNA, 1662 nt
Organism: Coccinella septempunctata (seven-spotted ladybird)
Lineage: Eukaryota; Metazoa; Arthropoda; Insecta; Coleoptera; Coccinellidae
Gene: Dbp21E2
Product: probable ATP-dependent RNA helicase DDX28
Exons: 2
Coding region: 184-1623 (479 amino acids)
Molecular function (GO): ATP binding; nucleic acid binding
Source: RefSeq, a predicted model, not a curated record
ACGAGUUUGUACUUUGUCCAUAGAAAUUAUAACUUAAUGUUAGGUUAUGUUGUCAAAUAAAUUUAAAAUCCCUUGCUUUAACAUAAAUAAUAUGAAAACAAUUUGAUUGAAUGCUUCAAAUGAUAUAAACCUCCCAUCAAGAUAUUAGUGUUACAUGAUUAAGACUACUGAAUACACUUGACAAUGCAGCCUAUAAAAAUAUUUCACAGAUUUUUCAGAACCGGUGCUACACAUUUUAAAAAACAGUUAUAUGAGAAAAAAGACAGGCACUGUUUGAUAACCUGUAAAAAUUCGAAGCUAAACCAUUAUUUAGAUACGAGAUACAGCAAUGUAGAACCUGUACCGCUUGCUUCGAAAGGAUGGAACCAUCCUAAAUCUAAAGGAGAUUAUUUCAUGAUCAAUCCAAUCGAAGAUGUAGAUGAACAUAAGAGGCCUAAUAUACCAUUCAGUGAAUGCAAUAUUAUGCCGGAAUUAGUAAAAACCUUGGAAGCAGAGGGUAUCAAGUAUGCAACUAAAUUUCAAGCUGAAGCUAUGCCUGAAUUGUUUCAAGGUAAUCAUGUUUUAAUCGGGGCAGAAACUGGAUGUGGAAAAACUAUAUGUUAUUUACUCCCAUUAUUACAAACGAUAUCCACUAUGAAAGAUAGUACUGAAGCUUUGAAUUCUCCUCGGGUACUCAUACUGGUGCCAAAUAGGGAACUGGCUUAUCAAGUUGGGGAGAUGGCUAAAAUCCUAUCCAAGCCCUUAGAUUUGAAAGUUAAGAUUCUAACUGGAGGUAGAACAAAAAAAUACAUGAUGAACCCAGAAUUUGAAAAAAUCGAUGUGAUGGUUGCAACACCAGGUGCUAUUGGAAAAUUAUCAACUGUGGGAAUUUACAAAUUGCAAAAUGUUCAACAUACAGUUUUAGACGAGGCUGAUACCUUAACAGACGACAGUUUUGAUGAGAGAGUAAGCGGUAUCCUUAGAAAAGUGUCACAGUCAAGAAUUAUCUUAGUAUCAGCAACUUUACCGAAAUAUUUACCUGAUAGCUUAAAACCAAUUGAACCAAAUUUAGUGGAGGUUAUCUCACCGGAAAUUCACCGACCUUUACUCCAUGUAUCGCAAAAGUUCUUGAGGAUACCGAGGAGUGGCAAAGUCAGUCACUUACUUCAAAUAGCCAAAGCGAAUAAAGAUCCACUUUUGAUAUUCACUAAUCGAAACGACACCUGCAACUGGGUGGCCAUGUUCUUGAGGGAGAACGGUGAAAUGUGUUCGAAUAUCAAUGGGGACAUGAAUUACGCCAUACGGAUUCAACAAUGGAGCGACUUUGUGGAGGGCAGGACGCGCAUACUCUCGGCUACGGAUGUGGGCUCGAGGGGCUUAGAUACUGUACAAAUAAGACACGUUGUGAAUUACGAAUUUCCACUGUAUGCUGCCGAUUAUUUGCACAGAAUUGGUCGAGUAGGACGGAUCGGCAGUCCACGAAAUUGUAAAGUUACUAACCUCUUAUGCGGUGGGCAAGAAAUCGAGCUUGUACAGCAAAUCGAGCUUGCACUAAGAAGGGGACAGGCUCUCACCAAUGUAGACGGAAACAUAACAAAUGUGAUACAGAGGAAAUUUUUCAGGAAGAACAGAGAUGUUGUAUAAGUUUCAAAUUGUAAAAAAUAAAGUAAACUUAGCCAAAAU